Messenger RNA from Lymnaea stagnalis (great pond snail), 10325 nucleotides. The record is from the annotation of a GenBank genome assembly. Lineage: Eukaryota; Metazoa; Mollusca; Gastropoda; Lymnaeidae.
AAUCUGGGGAAAAGACGUAAACCUGGGGAAUUUUGUUAAAUCCGAGUGGCAGCACUGGUUUAAAGUAAAAAUCGUGAUAAACAGUAGGACUUACGCUCUUGAUCUUGUUAGAAGUGAAGAAGUGGUUUUAAUAUAAUUAUGACAGCCUCCUGUUGGAAAAGCUUUCCUUGCAGCAAGUUGAAUAUAUGUCUUGAUACUGUUCUUUUGAGCGGACAAUCUUUUAGGUAGGCCUAUUGUUGGUUCUAUCUAGUUCUGGUAGGGUUACAUUGCUGAAUUCUGAAUCUAUCAUCUGUGUAAUUGUAAUGAAAUGUAAUAAGUAAAUGUCAUAAGUAAUGAGUCGAUGUAAUGAAAUGUAAUGUACUGGCAUAUGUGCAGAGUUUUUCAGAAAUUUACCCUCCCCCCCUGUGGGGGGGGGGUGGUACUUCAGAUUUUCGCGGGUUGGGGCUAUGUCGGUUGCCAAAGGCGUAGCUAAGGGGUGGCAGAUGGGACGUCACGGGGCUCCAGACUUGGGGGGGGGGGCAGAACUGGGCUUUGGUGGAAUUAAUUGGUUGAAAAUAAUGGCUAUGUCGGUUGCCAAAGGCGUAGCUAAGGGGUGGCAGAUGGGACGUCACGGGGCUCCAGACUUGGGGGGGGGGGCAGAACUGGGCUUUGAUGGAAUUAAUUGGUUGAAAAUAACCAGUUUCAGGUGAGAGUUGGAGUGGGGCAUAAAAAUGAAUCUUGUCCCCUGAUGCCGAAAAAGGGUGGCUGGAGUGGUCCACCCAGGUGUCACUUUUUCUUUAUAUGCUGAUGUGGCAUUUUUGGACAACUGAAGAAUUAGAAACGUGGAAGGGAGGACGGCAAAAAUAUUUGGCCGCUCAUGACAGCCUUAAUAGUAGCUACGCCACUAUCGAUACCAAAAUUGGCGAUCAUUUUCAUUGAGAAGCAAGCAGGGCGGAAAUCGAUGUCACCGAUGAAUCUUUAUCUGCGGAGGGGUUUAGGGGAGCUUGCUAAAUUUUUGAUUAUUUCAAAAUCAAAGCUGUAUUUUUGAGUAAACUGGAAUGUGAUGUUUCUAUUAUACCUUUUGAACAGGGAAGAAUAUUUUUAAAGUUUUGUGGGAGGCAUUAUUUAGCCCAGCGCCAUAUAUAAACUGAAUUCACUCCAUUUGUGGCAUGCCCCAGGGUAAUCAUUAGGGAUAGGCUUAUAAUCAACCCCAUAGUGUACCAUUGAUCAGAGUGAUGGAAGGGGUGCUAAUGACAGUCGUACAAACUCAAAAUGCAUUAUUUGGUGCGCACUUGAAUUGUUUCUUUCAGACAAUUUUGAGGUGGCAUUUCAAACGUUCGGUUGAGAAAUGGCAAAAUUAGCCAUAAUAAUGACCAAAGAUAUCUUAAAUUUUGCACCAGUGGGACGUAAACUAUAUUCACUCUAGUUAUGCCACCCAAGGGUACGAUUUUGCCCUAGAUUAUUCUCCCCCUUUAAAUCAUUAAAUCCCCAGAAAAUUUUUGAUAAAUUCAAACUACUACAAGAAUGCAUUUUUCACAUAUCUGAAUUUAGUUUUGCAACAUUCCACACUUAAUUGGAGAGCAAAAAAAUAUAAUCUAGUUAAAAAAUAUAGGUGCCACUUAACCUUAGAACCAUCGUGUGCGCCCAACAACCCCUACGACUGAAGGGUGCCUCGGAUAUUUUAGGGCUUAAAGAUGUGAGGAUAUUUUCUUAAUCAUCAUUUUUUCCAUGAAGGGUUGUUAAAACGGAAAUAGCAUGACCUGCUUGUGUUAUGCAAAAACAAAAUUAAAAUAAUUAUUUAACUAAAAAGGGUAAGGUGGCUUUUAUUUUUUUAUUUACAUUAUUUUUAGGGAUAGCUACUUAUUAAUAAAUGAAUUUUCAAAAAAUAAAAUUCAAUUAAAAAGGGUUCUAUCACUAAAAAGCACUGCAAACAUUAUGUUAUAUGAUGAACGCAAAUGGAAAAAACAAACUUACUUAUAAUUAUAAUGAUUAGACUAACUUUUCUAAAGAUGUCCUAAUUUAAUCAGAGUAAAAGAAAAAAAAAACAGGUUUAUCAGGAAGGUCUAUAUACAUUAUUAUGGUUUUUGAAAACUGGUCAUUUUUAUAAAUUGCAUAAUAUGAGUGGAAAUACUAUUUUAAGGAGACAUGAGUUGUUUACAGAAGAAGAUGUUAUAUUUAUUAAUUUUUUAGUUUAUCUAUGGGAAAUUCGUAUGCAGCAUGCAAAUAAAGUAUACAUUUCCCAAUAUUCAGUAGAUCGAAAUUUUUAUUUGGAAUUUCAAACAGCUAUAACUAUAACUUAUAACUUUCUUAAAUUGCCUCUUCGCUAUACUUAAAAACAUUUUUAUCUAAAUCCACAGAAUCUAUUUUAAAUUGACGAAUUAGGAAUAAAAAAAAUUUUAAUCAUGUACCCAAAAAAAGGAAUUGGCAGGAUAAUCGAAAUGCUAGUUCACAAAAAAAAAAAUUCUUAGCUUUCUACUGGAUUCUCAACUAAAAUAAAAUUAAUAAUGUAAAAAAAAUUAUGGCAAUACCAGUGGAUGAGGCACUUUGUUUGUUUUUCUGACAUUAAAAAGAGAAAAGAAGUUGGGAAGUUAGUGAUAAUAAACAUAGGCUAAAGACUAAGUAUUUUUUUUUUAAAAACAAAUCUGUUAUUCAGGACGCUUUUUAACAAAGGUAGCACAUUUAAAGAAAACAAAACAAUUUUGAUUUAAUAAUAAUUUAUGAAACGUGCACUAUUUCUUUGCGCCCUUUAAAUUCUAAAUUAGAAAAAAAAGCAUGAAGCCUAAUUUUUUAGUUAUGCUUUUACAAUGAACUAUAAGUUGAAAACAGAUUGCACAUGUUUAAUACUUGACAAACUAUUAUUUAAAUUUUAGACCUUUAUAGGUAUGUAAAUGUAUUCUACUAAUACAGUUUCAUUACAGUCUUUAAACUUGUGAAGUUGCAAAAAAUAAAUAAAUAAAAAUAGCAAUAUAUGCGAACAAUAGGAAGUAUGAAUGGAGCAGUCAGUGCGAUUUUUAUAACCGAAUACUAUAACUUUAUUAGCCUUAAAUAUACGGAUUAUCAAAUAUAUGGAGCCUAGCGAUAUUUCAUAGAUUCCACCAAUUGUAAUCGUUUAAAGGCACCAGUUACUAUGCAAUUAUUUUUAAUAUAAAAAUUAUAUUUUUGUUAUAUUGUUGUACACAUUGAGCGGGGGGGGGGGGCAAUGCCCUUUGGAGAGAUAGCGAAAAGAAACACUGAUUGGUAAUAAUAACUAUAUUUUUGAAAGCAUAAUGCCAUCAUUUAAUUUGUAAUUAACACCAUUUGCUGGUUUAAAAAGACAUGCUUUUAUUAUAAAAUAUAAUUUAAAAACAUGAAAAGAUUGCCCACGAUUGAUAUUUAUUGAGAACUCUAUUAAAAUAAAAUUAAAUCAAAUGUAGUUUAAUACAGUGGUUUUAAAGUCUUUAAACUUGUGAGUUUGCAAAAAAUAAUUAAACAAAAAAUACAGAUAAAUGCGAACGGAAAGUUAUACUUCGGCUCAUAAUAGGCAAAUUUUCAAAAUAUUGCUAUAUUUAUAAUCGAGUAACGUAAGCUUCUAAGAAGAUUAGCCUUAACUAUACAGAUCAUCAAAUUUAUCGAGCGUCGUGAUAUUUUGUUGAUUCCAUUAAUUGUACCGGUAAUCAGUUAAUGACACCAGGUAAUAUUCUUUUCAAAUUGUUUUUAAAAAAUGACAAUUUAGUAUUUUUUUAUAAAAUAUACAUUAUACAUUAUUUUAUUGUUGUACAUAUUUUUGCUCCGGGAGGGGAGGGGGCACUUGAGAUAUAGCUGAAAGAAACCCUGCAUAUGUGCAAUGGUUGGGGAUGUGAUGCUGGUAUUUUAACGGCUCCUAACGGAUGCUAGGGCAGUUUUGAAGCUCUCGAUUGACAUCAAGAUUACAGCGGUAUUGUCCAGGUGAUUCCAAGCGAUGAUUGUGCGUGGGGAAAAUGAUUGUCUAUAUUGGACUGUGUUACAGUGAGGCACAGUGAAGCAUUUACUAAUACUAUUAUUCCGGAUGUAAUUGCUCAUGGGGUUGUUAGAGGUGAAGUCAGUGUUUACUGCAAUGUUUAGUGAGAGUUUGGCUCUAAAUAAUUAAGCGAACUGGCUUCUUUUCUGUUGGUAGAGAUACAUGUUUGCUGGGAUGGCCGGCACUACUGCCACUAGUCCCAUGACCACUUUAUAUAGGAAUUGAUUUAGGCGGAGCUUUUCUCAUCUGUCUUUAUUGAGGGAGGGCAUGUCAAAUCUUUUUAAGAGGCCAGUGAUGAAGCCAGGACAGUGAGGAGUGGUGGAUUUGUUGGCUUGGCAUUAACCGUAAUAAUAAUAAUAAAUAGUAAUAAUAUUAAGUAUAAAUUAUAUUUAUAUUAUGAUAAAUAUUCAUUAUAAUUAUAACUGAAUUCAUAAGCCCAAAAGUAUCAGUAUAUGCUAAAAUUGUACUAAUACAAUAUAAAAAAUUAACAUAUUUUUCAAACCUUUUAAAAAAGACUGUCUAUCAAAUAAAAGUCUAAACACACUGAAAAGUAGAAUAUAAAUAAUUUAAAAUUUCUUGGUACAUUUAUUUAUAUAUUUUUACUGUCAGUUUAUGUUAAAAAAAAAAAAAAAAAAAAAAUAACUCUUUGUACAUUUAUUUAAAUAUUUUUACUGUCAGUUUAUGUUAAAAAAAAAAAAAAAAAAGUAACCCAGUUAGUGUUAGUUAGCAAUCUCUGUCAUUCGCAUUUCAAAUAUCUCUUUUCUGUACGUCUCACAUAAGUGUAGGUUUAAUUCACUAAUACUAACAAUAACUUAACAUAAUUAUUUCAUUGUAUAUAAUUUUUAUUUUAAAAAAACAAAUAUUUUGGAUGCUUUAUAUUAUAAAUAACACAUGAAUAUGAUACUUAUCUGCAUUUUAUGGCAGGUGGAAGAAGAACAAUCAAGGUGAAUGGUUGGGGGUUUUGUCCAAUAUGGUAUGGAGAGUCAAACAAACAGAUGAUAGGAUAUUAUUUCAAGUUUACGGUGAAAAGAAAGACGUUUCCACAUGUGCUGACACUGAUAAAGCAAAAGACAAUUUGUAUCUGAAACAGAUUGAUUAUGGCAGAAAUGAAAAGCAGCAGUCAGAGUUUAUUUUCUCACAACAAAAAACAGCUUGCAGCAGCUCAUCCAGUAAUGUUAAAUUAGUAGAGACUUUGACCAAAGUUGAAAAUAAAGCUGAAGAAAAUCUUGAUAAAACAUGUGGUAAAGAAAUAUCAAAAACAGUGAAAGAUCUAAGAAAACAUUGUGGAGUUGUCAAGAAAAAUUCCAAAUCAAAAAAUAAAAAAUCUGAUGCUUUUUUAAGAAAAGGUUUGCUACAAGGGAGCACAUGUAAUCAUUCCAUUGAAGAUGGACUAGGCUCAUUAGAAUCACAACCUAGAGUACUGAUGGAUUCUUUGACUGAUGAUACAUGUAUGUGGCAAUCUCAUUUAUUGGAAGAUUAUUUCCAGCUCAAUGUCAACCUGGAAGAGCUUUAUCAACAAUGGUCUUCAAAAGAUCCUCAUUUCCACCAAGUUGCCCUAAAUUUUUAUGGCAUCCGGAUUCUCCGACAGGAUCCAGUAGAGAACCUGAUCAGUUUUGUUUGUUCAUCGAAUAAUAACAUAUCUCGAAUAUCAAGCAUGGUUGAAAAGCUUUGUUCAAAUUAUGGAACAUUUAUUGCAAGGGUGAGUUGUUAUUCAGCAAAAUUAUUUGAGUGUAGACAUUUUAAAUUUAGCUUGUCAGUGUUUUGUACAAAAUUUAGUGAAAAUUGUAUUACUAGUGCUUGACAUGUUUAUAGAAGGUAUUUUUCUAUUUAUUUGAAGGGUAAUUAAUUUUAUUGAUUGCAUAAGGUGGAUGAAAUCGACUACUAUACAUUCCCUGGAUUUUCUGAUCUGUGUGAAAAUGAUGUGGAGGCUAAACUAAGGAAACUAGGCUUUGGCUACAGGGCUAAGUUCAUCGCAAACAUUGCAAAGCAGAUAACCUUAGAGAAGGGUGAGCAUUGGUUAAAAUCUCUUCGAGAAAAGAGCUACACAGACGCUAAAGCAGAACUCAUGACCCUACCGGGCGUUGGUGCCAAGGUGAAAAUCCUAUUUUAUAAAUUUCUGUUUCCUUGGUAUAACCUUAAGCUUUCAUGAAUAGCUCAGGCAGUGAUGUUUUAUUUCAUAUUACAUUACUAGGCAAUCAUUAGAUCUAAAAUUCAUCAUCUAAAAACUAAAAGAGACUGUAUUUAUUGAGUCCUUGUUUAUAAUUUAUUUAUUAGUUUGCUUCAUAAAUAGGUGAUCAAGUGAAGGGAAAUGUGAAUCAGAUCAUAAGAAAAAUAAUUAAUUUAUGGUCACUACAGUCAUAGAUUUGGUUUAUACAAAAAUAUUUAACUGUAUAUAUCAUUUAUAGACUUGAAGAAUUAAUGCUUACUCUACUUAUCUAGUUAGGUUGAUAAUGGUUAUUUAUAUUUUAGAUUCAUUCAGUUAAAACAGCCAGCAUAUAUAUAUCAUGCAUAUUUUAUUUUUUAUUUGUAGUCUUAUAAGUAUCAAAGGCUUUAUAUACUUCAUAAGUAUGUAAAAGUGACUAUUCAUUUUUUUCCUUUAAUAUUACCUAUAUAGUUUCAAUAAACACAAUAAAUGAGAUGCCUAACAAAAUGUAUUUGCAUAUUUCACUGCUAAAAUCUAGCUAUAAAAACUUCUCUGAAAUAGCCCUGGCCCUAUUAAUAAUAUUAUGAUUUAUGUUGAACUACUCUAAAUGUAUAUAUAUUUGUAUUUGUCAAAUAGGUUGCAGACUGUGUUUGUUUGAUGUCUUUAGAUAAACCAGAAGCAUUACCAGUAGAUACUCAUGUUUGGCAAAUAACCAUGAGGCAUUAUAUGGCUAAACUGCAAACAACCAAAUCAUUGACACCAAAGCUCUACAAUGAAAUAGGUACGGUCAAGCUUUUUUUCCCCGUUCUUUAUGUAAAGUGAAAUACAGAUUGAUAGAAAAUUAAGCACUGCACUCUUACAAAGAAUACAGGUUAAUGCCUUGCAUAACCAAAUAGCAGUGUUGCUUUAAGUUUAUAAGUGAGUUAUAGCAAUAGUUGAAAGGGUAGGGGGAAAUAUGGAGGGCACUGUGGUUCCUUCUGUCAUUUUUAAAGAGAAUACAAAAUUUUACAGUUUUACUUAAUGAAAUUUAGUCAUGGGUCAUAAUACCAUUUCAGGAUAAUUAUCAGAACAGAAUUUAUGCAUACAGGAACAUAUAUGUUCUGCUGUUACCCUUCUCUUCCCACUAUACGCACCCAGAUGUGGACUCCAAAAUCAACAACUCCUCCUCCCCCCUCAGGUCAUAUGUAAUAUAUGGAUGGUCUCUUACAAGCAGUUGGCUAAAUAAUUCACAAAGUAUUUCUUUUAUUUUGAAAUGACAUUAUGGAAGAGUUAGGCAGACUGAAUUUAUUUUAUUAUUUUCAAUAAGUAGUGUUCAUAUUUUUGUUACCAAACAUUUGGCUUUUGGUUUUGCUCCGUGUUCUGUGUUUGAGUUGUUUUUUUCUUGCUUUUUGUCUGUAGGAGAUUUUUACAGAGAAUUAUGGGGACCUUACGCUGGAUGGGCUCAUUCGGUAUGAUUUAUGUUGAUUUUUUAGAUUUACUAUGUUGAAAACAAAUGUAUUAUCAGUACCAGGUAUCAGUGAAGCCCAGCAUUAAUCUAUGAAUGAUCAGAUAAAAAAUUUCUCCUCUUAACAUCCUGGUAUUAAGUAUUUAAAAGGGCAUUACAAGAGUAAUAGUAAUUUUAACAUUGGUUAAAGUACCAAUUAUUAUAAGAAAGCAACUAAUUUUUACUCAAGCUUAUUAUCUGUUUACUUAUAAGUUAUAUGGAUACUUAUCAGUGGCAUCACUAGAGGGGGAGGGGGUGGACACCUAAUGGAAAAUUGCACAUGUGGAGUUGUUUCAUUACAAAAUUUAGUUAAAUACAAGAAGAGAGUGGCACCAAAACAGGUUGCCACUAGAAAGAGUAGGUUGCAAACAUAACAGGGUGCCAACAGAGCAGGAUUCCAUCAUCAGGUUGCCACCAGAAAGAGUAGGUUGCAAACAUAAAAAGGUGUCAACAGAGCAGGAUUCCACCAUCAGGUUGCCACCAGAAAGAGUAGGUUACAAACAUAACAGGGUGCCAACAGAGCAGGAUUCCACCAUCAGUUUGCCACCAGAGCCGAAAGAAACUCGGAAGAAGUUCAUGGAAGAAAUCUAGAGGACUAUGAAACAUCUUUUGUUGCUUUAGGGCUUAAUAUACAAACAAUAUAUAUGAUUCUGUAUGUUUUGGUUAAAAAUUACUCUCAGCUGGUCUGGAUGGGGAAACCGGGCUGGGUGACAAGAAUCCUAGUGAAGCCUCUGGUAAGUUUUUAGUUUAUGAAUAUAUAUUAUUAUUAUUCUUUGGUUUUGGUAACUGAAAUAGUUCCAUUGCUAUUUUUGUUACCACAAUUAAACUGCUUUAUUCAAUCUAAAACUACAGAUAGCCACAACUUAUGCUUAGUCUCAUAUUGUUUCAUAUUUAGAAAUACUGCUUUAGAAAAUGAAUGAAAGAUUUUGAAGCAAGUGGAGAAAAUUUCACCAAACUUAAACUAAACUUUAAUAUUUUGAGUAUUGGUGAACAAGUUUUGAAAUUUCAUCAGAUCCCGCACCAGAUUUAUUAUUUAUAUUUUAUUUUUAUUUUACCAUACAUUAUUAUUAUUAUUAUUGCAAGUUGUUUUAUUGCUCACCACGCUUUACAUACAAUUUAACAAACAAAAUAAAAAAUUAUUUUUUUAAAUUAAUUGACAUACAUAAAUAAAACAAAAAUGUACAUCUAAAACUAUUUACAUGUCAAGCCAUGGAUGACACCCAGUAGCAUCGUUUUUUGGUCAGAGGUGGGAAUCAGUCAGGAUAGUAAAGUUUAAAAAGAUGUGUUUUGAGUGCAGUUUUGAAGGCUGUGAUGGUCGGUAUAUUGCGGAUGUGUAAUGGAAGAGAAUUCCAUUGUUUGGGGGCACAUAUUUAUGUCCUGCGACCCAGCAUCAAGCCUUGCAGCUGCCGGUCCACCAUUUGGGGAAUGCUGCAUUAGAUAUUAGACAUGAUUAUAGUAAUAUAAAUUUUAUAGAGAAAUAAAUCGCGUUGCACCAUUUAUUAAGGGGUCAUCCAUGUAUUAUGUAGGAUCGAAAAAAUACAAUUUACUGAUAUUCCCCCCCCCCCUGCACCCAUCCAUUUUUGGACAGCCACUCAAUGUAUAGUGUAAAAUUAAAAUAUCCCCCCCCCCCCAAACAUACUUGUUUCAAAUUAUUUAUAAACAAACAUAACACAAUUAGGAUCAAAUGAAGUUACUAUAAACUAGUGCAGUCUAUACAGCAAAAGUAGCACAAUGGGCCCCCACUCCUCUCUAUGAAUUAAAGUCUACAUAGUUGCUAGAAUUACGUACUUGCGGCCCCUGGAGAGUGGCCAGGUUGGUCCAUGCGCCUGGAAAACACUGCCCUUACCCAUGUUAAAGAUUAUGUCGCUGGUUUUCUACACUAUGUGGCGUAGCGAAUACAAUCUUUGAUUCAUCCCAAUAAAAUAAUUCCGGAAACAAACACAGGCCAACUGCUGGUUUUCUACACUAUGUGGCGUAGCGAAUACAAUCUUUGAUUCAUCCCAACAAAAUAAUUACGGAAACAUAGGAGCCAAAAUGAUCAAUAAAUUGAUCGUGGGCCCUUAAGAUAUAGAAGAAGACAUACACAGGCCAACUUUGGACUAAAGUUAUCACUAGGGUAAAUAUUACUGUUGUAUUAUUUUGCGAGUUAGUUUUGAAAACAAAAAGCUGCAGUAUGAUGAUAUAUGCGAAGCAAUGCAGUGAUAUUUUUAUAGCUUUUCAAAAUAAAUAUAAAUCAUGGAUUUCACGGGGUUUUAGGUGACGGCAUAAUUAGAGAUAUGAAUAGGCCAUUUAUGGACUGUCAGAAAAUAAGGAAAUUCAUUGAAAAAAUGUCUAAAAAAAACACAGCAAAACAACACCCCCGCCCCCAUAUGCAAAAUCUCCAAACUAAACAACCCCCUCCCCAACCAGUGCAUAUGUAAUAUAUGAAUGACCCCCAUACAAUUGAAAUCAAAGUAAAACAAAAGAAUAUUAUUUAUUUCAGGUUUUAUUUACAGCAGAUCUUAGACACAACAAAGACAGGGGCAGUGUGGAUGGCCAGACAAAAUUAGACAGCAAGAAAAGAUCUAUCAAGAGUCAAGACCUGAAAGAAAAAACAUUGAAGAAAUCAAAAUAAUAUUCUAAUUCUAUUUAAAAUGAUAAAAAAAUAAACAAAUGUUUCAGUUAUUAUUUUUUAAUUGCAGAUGUCACAAAUAUGCAAAUAAACAAUUGUUUUCCAAUUCAAUGCUGUAUUUUCUAAACUUGAU